Aspergillus fijiensis CBS 313.89 is the source of this 1360-nucleotide messenger RNA. Its product is annotated as NAD(P)-binding protein. The transcript has 4 exons. The coding region runs from base 284 to 1297 and encodes 337 amino acids. Lineage: Eukaryota; Fungi; Ascomycota; Eurotiomycetes; Eurotiales; Aspergillaceae. The record is from RefSeq and is a predicted model, not a curated record.
CUCGUAGCCUUGAGAAUACUUCUGUGUUCCAACUUGAUUUCCUUAGUCUUAGAUGCGGGGAAUCCUGGUUCCGUGGAACCUGCCGGUAUCCUACUGGGUACAUCUCAACUGAGAGAACAAGUACAAAAACCUGACGAAUGCGACAAUCACUAUGUAUAUUCCGGAGUGCAUUCCGAUUCACUUCUACCCAUACAGCUGAACCCCUCUCCGACUCAUUCAUCAUUCAUUUCUUAUCUUCGUACCUGUCAUUCGUGUAUCAGACGCCAUUGCACGCUAGAAAAAAAUGUCCGUCCCUGACACCUCCCGCAUUAUAGUGGUCAUGGGAGCCACAGGCAACCAAGGAGGAGGGAUCGUUCGUGCCCUGCUGGGCUCCCGGACACCGGAUGGAGGUCUUUGGCACGUUCGAGGGAUCACCCGAGAUCCCAAUUCGACAAAAGCGAUGGAAUUCCUGGCCAAGCACCAGACCAUCGACCAACGCCUGUCGCUCGUCUCCGGGCGCGUCGAUGACCAAACGUCCCUCCAAGCCGCCUUUGCAGGCGCAUACGGCGUGUUUGCCAUGACCUCCGAGACCCAAGCUGGCAGAAUCCUGGACAAAGAAGAAGACCUGAAACAUGAGGUUGAGGCAGGUCGUCGUAUCGUCCUGGCAGCGGAGGAAUGUGGUGUCAAGCACUUCGUCUUCAGUAGCUUGCCGGAUAUGGUCCGCGCAACCGAAGGUCGAUACCCGAAUAUCCAUCACAUGAACAACAAGCAUGAAGUCGAGAAAUUCGCCAAGCAGAGGCUCGGCGCGGUGACUUGUCUCAUCCCGGGGUUCUUUUAUACCAAUUUGUAUUGGCCUCACUACUGUGACCGUCAAUCGGACGGUGUUGUUCGGUUUCGCAUCCCUAUCCCCAGCGGCCAGGUUGCGCAGUGGACUGAUCCGAUCCAUGACAUGGGUAUAUUUGCAUCCAGGGUAUUCGAGCUGGGUGCUGAGAAAACCCGCGAGAAGACGUACCUUGUGCUAAGCUCUCGAGUCACCCCUGUUGAGAUGAUAGAGACGUUCAUAAAGGUCACUGGUCAGCCCGCAAUUCAUGAUCCAAUAACCGCAGAGGAAUUCGGAGAGAAGACAGCUCCGUUCGUUGGGCCGGCCUUUAAGAAAGAUGCCACCGAGAUGAUGGAAUGGGCUGCCAUACUGCCAGCGGACAAGAUCUGUUACGGGGCCUUCGCUGAGCAUGAGGACCACUCCUUUGAGGAAUUGGGGUUAAAGGCAUCCUCUUUUGAGGAAUGGCUGCACCGCAGUGGCUGGACGGGUCCAGCAUGAGGAAUUAGGAAGAGGAAUAUAGGCUUAUCUGAAUCUGGGAGUUCACUCAAUCCAAGUUGCGUU